CCGCUUCCCCAUCACGUCCGCCCAGUUGCCCUAGUGACUGUGUGACCCUUCUCCCCCGCCCUGCUGCCACCGGCCCUAUAAAUAGAGGCAAGGAGCAGCUGGGCUCUCUUGGCAGUCACCAUGAGGGCGCUGGUCCUGCUCUGCUGCUUUGUGGCGUCGCUCCUGCUCCCAGGACAAGCAGAACUGCAAGCUUCCACUUCGGGUGGCACAGAAGAUGUUGGCAAUUUGUUGGAGAAUCAUUUCUCUGCUGGAGACGCAGCAAGUCUAGACGAGAAGGAAAGGGCGCUUUAUGCAGAGGCGGCUCCUCGAGAGAAGAAGCUGCUCCUUCACUCCCCAGAUGGCAGGGAGGCUGGGAGCUCGGAGAAGACCGCCGCUGACACCCCCGGCCCGGGCUCUGAUCCCGAAGCCAGCCUCUCCAAUGCCUCAGCCUCACAGUCGGCUCCCCUCGGGGACCCUGCGGAGCCUGGGGAGGAAGAAGUGCGCCCACCAGGAGAAAGUGCCCUUCCUCCAGAAGGGGAGAGGGGCCCCGGGGAAGAGGGGAGGCCAGAUCUCAGUGCGGGAGAGGGCCCAGCAGAAGAGAGAGCUGGGCUUGGGGUCUCCACAGAGGAAGCUGCCAGUGGGGAGGCUGACGGACAGGCUAGGGGAGAUGUGGUCCCUGAGGAAGCUGAGGAGAUCCUAGGGGUCAACGCUGAGCAGGAAACAGCAACGGGAACCGUAGGGCCUGAAGAUGCAAGGGCUUCUCCCACCACAGAGGAGGUCGAGGAAGCCCAUGCCCCUGAGACAGGAGGCGAGGGCAGCCCAGGGCCUGAUGAGGGACCUGAAGGGCCAGAUGGAGUUGUGGAUGUGGACACAGAAGGCAGGGAGGGGCCUGAGGACCAGGGGGAGCCUGGCCACAGCCCAGCCACGGAGACGGGGAGCGCACAGAGCUCCGAGGUGGAGGGCACCCAGGAAGACAGCCCUCCAGAGGGCCAGGCGCCAGAGAUGUCUCAGGAGGACCAGGACAUGGCCUCCUCUGAAGAAGAGGGUGGCGAUCACAGCGGAAGCGAGGAAGAAGAAUCUGAAGAGGACAGUGGCGAUGGGGCUAGUUCAGAAGAAGAAGGGGGUGACUCUGAGGAAGCCGGGGAACCCCAGGAAGCAGCAGGAACCCCAAGCCUUGAGGACGAGGGGGCCCAGUUGAGUCCAGAGGAGUUGGAUACAGGGCUCGAGGGGGACGAGGCCCAGGAUGCAGCCGCAGAGGAGUCGGAGGAGGGGCCUCAGGAAGAGGCGGAGGAUGUGAGUGAAGAAGCCCCACUGAGAGACCGCUCCCACAUUGAGAAAACUCUGAUGCUGAAUGAGGAGAAGCCGACUGAUGAUUACCCGGUGGUACUGCAGCGACUUCGAAAGAUCUACCACUCGUCCAUCAAACCCCUGGAGCAGUCUUACAAGUACAACGAGCUUCGGCAGCACGAGAUCACAGAUGGGGAAAUUACUUCCAAGCCAAUGGUGCUGUUCCUGGGACCGUGGAGCGUUGGCAAAUCCACCAUGAUAAACUACCUCCUUGGGUUGGAAAACACUCGCUACCAGCUCUACACAGGUGCUGAGCCCACCACCUCAGAGUUCACGGUCCUCACGCACGGGCCCAAGCUGAAAACCAUCGAGGGCAUUGUCAUGGCUGCUGACAGCGCCCGGUCCUUCUCACCCCUCGAGAAGUUUGGCCAGAAUUUCCUGGAGAAGCUGAUUGGCAUCGAGGUUCCCCACAAACUUCUGGAGCGGGUCACUUUUGUGGAUACACCAGGCAUCAUUGAGAACCGCAAGCAGCAAGAAAGAGGUUACCCCUUCAAUGACGUGUGCCAGUGGUUCAUCGACAGAGCUGACCUCAUCUUUGUCGUCUUUGACCCCACCAAGCUGGAUGUGGGUCUGGAGCUGGAGAUGCUCUUCCGCCAGCUGAAGGGGCGGGAGUCCCAGAUAAGGAUCAUCCUGAACAAGGCCGACAGCCUGGCCACGCAGAUGCUCAUGCGCGUCUAUGGGGCCCUCUUCUGGAGCUUGGCCCCGCUCAUCAAUGUCACAGAGCCCCCAAGGGUUUACGUCAGCUCCUUCUGGCCGUACGACUACAAGCCUGACACACACCGGGACCUGUUCCUCAAGGAAGAGAUCUCCCUCCUGGAAGACCUGAACCAGGUGAUCGAGAACAGACUGGAGAACAAGAUUGCCUUCAUCCGCCAGCAUGCCAUCCGGGUCCGCAUUCAUGCCCUCUUGGUUGACCGCUAUCUGCAGACUUACAAGGACAAAAUGACCUUCUUCAGUGAUGGAGAACUGGUCUUCAAGGACAUUGUGGAAGAUCCUGAUAAAUUCUACAUCUUCAAGACCAUCCUGGCAAAAACCAAUGUCAGCAAAUUUGACCUUCCCAACCGCGAGGCCUAUAAGGACUUCUUUGGCAUCAACCCCAUUUCCAGUUUCAAGCUGCUGUCGCAGCAGUGCUCCUACAUGGGAGGUUGCUUUCUGGAGAAGAUUGAGCGGGCCAUCACCCAGGAGCUCCCCGGCCUCCUGGGGAGCCUCGGGCUGGGGAAGAACCCAGGUGCUCUCAACUGUGACAAAACAGGGUGUGGCGAAACCCCGAAGAAUCGCUAUAGGAAGCCCUAGGUUGCUGUGUUGCCAUCCUCGGGUUUCUGUUGGUGAAUGAGCUUGUGUCCUAACUGUCUGAGAAGUCCUGGUUUAUUAACCCUUUGAGCCAUGCUGGCGGAAAUCCUUACGCAUUGGAGAUCUGGGAGCCAAUUGAGGCCAGUGGUGGGGGAAGGGGUGGGUUGAGGGAGGAGAGUGGAAACUGUGAAUUAUAGUGCAUUUGUCCUGUUGCUUCAAUUCAGGGGCCUGAUUGAGGCAAGUCAGGCCACACCUGCUUUCCCUGGGUUCUGUCUCAGAGGGACAGAGAGCAGCUAAAUUCUAGGGUAUACUGAAUUAAUGAAUCAAAUAAGCUAAAAGCAGCUGAAAUUCCUUUUUUCCCUAUAAGCUGGGAGAAUAGAGAAGGCUUGAGUUCUGUAGGACUGCUCAGGCCCGUUGUGGCUUCCUUCCACCCACCGUCUUCUGUGUCCUGCGGCCCUGAGCUGCCUCCUAAGCUUGAGUUGACUUCAACAGGGGAAAAUCUCUUGGGUCUGAAUCAACCUGGGUUUUGAGCCUCCCCCUCAGGCCCUCUUCCCUGUUCCCUCAAGGGCGGGGGAAUGGUAUAGAAUCCCAGAACACCAAGAGAGAACAAGAGGUCCCAGACAAGGAGAAGGAUCUGCCUCCCCCAUGCCAUGUCUCUGACAUAGUCGUCUGAGCCAGCUGGGAAGCUUGGUCCCUUUCUCAGCCCCAAGAGAUGAGCGUUCCAUGUAUUCAGGUAAUUUACUUCUUGGAAGUGACUUCAGUGAAAGCACCGGAAGGGCUCAGAGGGUUAAUUGGUUUGCAGUGUGUCUUUGUCUAUUGCAUGUCUUGCAAAACUCAGAUCCCAAAGGCGUUGGGUUUCAGAAGGGACAAUGGAACCUUGCUCCUUUUCAUCAGGGACAUCUCUGGGCAGCCCACCUCCCCCAAAUUUAAGAGGAGGCUGUUUCCACAACUUCUCCAUGGAGACGCUUGGCAGAAGAGUUGUUCCUUCCUGGUUUUCAUCACCACAGCUUUUCCUUUCCCUUCUUCUCCAUUCCCUGACGCGCCAACACUCAGAACUCCGAGUAACCUCCCAGGAGUCAGAACCAGCACCAGCCACUCAGUGUUGGUGGCAACGAAGGCUUAACGUUCAGCUUUGCUCCUGAACUUGAUGCCGACACCCACCAAAUGCACCGCAGGAAAGCCGGGACCUUCAAGGACGGAUGAGUGCAAAUAUGUGUGCAUUACAAUGUCCAAGAGAGAUCAGGGAGAUAGCGUGCCAGAGGGCAUAGAGAAAGGACUGGCUGUGAGAGUCCUGCCUGGCUGGUGUGCCACCUCGGAGGGCAGCGGGGAUGGGGGACGGAGGAGGGGUAGGGGUGGGGGAGCCUGGAGGGAAGAAGCCUUGUGAUGAAAAGUGGGGAGGUGGACAGUCUGUAUAUAUCCUAGAGACCUGGCCCAGGGCUGCCCAGAGGGGUUCUUCUGCCUAGUGAGCCAGCCUCUCUUGGGAGCGACUUCACCAUGAGGCACCGGUCAGGACCAUCAGCACCAGGAAGUCAUCCUGGACCAGGAGGAAAGUGAAGAUGAAGGCAGAGGGAGAGGCACUCUGAGGAUGAGCCAGUGGAAGCAACUGGAAGCAGAUGAGGUCCACGUGGAGGACUGUGAUUUUGGAAUUUCUGUUUCUCGGGAUUAUUAGUGCUCUGGUGCAUGGCUGCAACAAGGGCUGCUGCUUUUGGCUUGGUGGAGGGCCUGGAACCCCCAUAAGAAAACCAGAGGCCCCAGAGCCUCCAGGACAUUGUUUCUAAGGACAAAGCCAGCCAGAGGAGAAAAAGGGGUCUGCUGGGGGCAUCCAAGGGGCGAGCUGCGUUUCUUCUUGUCAAAACCCAGCCCUCGCCUUGUCUCUCCAUCAUUCACCCUCUCUUGCUCCUGAAUGCCCCUACUGCCCACAGUGACUCCUGGCACGUCUGUUUCCCCCAGUGCAGGAGGGACAUAAAAAGUGCAGAACUGUACGGGCAUCGUCAAGCUGCUCAUAUCAUUAUGGCUUUGGGGAAGCGAGUGGGAUGAGGCUGAUACAUUCACACAAGAGUCUGUCUUCAGAGGGGCGACAUCUUCAGUGUGGUCUUCUCCGCUUUCCUUUUCUCCGUGCAUUUUCCCCUUCUUCCUCCUCCUGUCCUCCGCUCACCCCUGGACUUUCUUUCCUCCGACUGCCCGUGGGCUUGCAGUCAGUCCGCUGGGCCUUGAAGUGCUGUUUUGUGCCCCACGCUGGGGAGGUGGAUUUCAAGCAGAAUUCUGACUCUUUGGGGUGGGUGGGUGGGUUGGGAACUGGGGGAAAUUCGGGAUCCAGAGAUCCCUCAAGAGGAGUGUCUGUAAGUAUUUGUGCCUGAACAGUUGCUGUUUCUCUCCAAAGCGGAACCUUUCCAGUGUCUUUCCAUUCUGAUUUCAUCAGGGAGAAAGUCUCAAUAAAGUUCCAAUCUCUCUUUAA
Molecule: messenger RNA, 5071 nt
Organism: Equus caballus (horse)
Lineage: Eukaryota; Metazoa; Chordata; Mammalia; Perissodactyla; Equidae
Gene: SRL
Product: sarcalumenin
Molecular function (GO): GTP binding
Source: RefSeq, a predicted model, not a curated record